Molecule: messenger RNA, 1687 nt
Organism: Halichondria panicea
Lineage: Eukaryota; Metazoa; Porifera; Demospongiae; Suberitida; Halichondriidae
Product: delta-like protein 4
Exons: 5
Coding region: 109-1548 (479 amino acids)
Source: RefSeq, a predicted model, not a curated record
CUAACAGGUCCAUAUGUAGCUAUAUCGAUCACUACUGCCACAUGUAUCUAAAAUUAAAACAAUAGCUCGCAUGGCAUGCAUGUGAGUGUUGUAUAACAGGCUAUAGCUAUGGAAAAGUUACUAGCACUUGUUCUUCUGAGUCUCUUCGGAGCAGUAACAAGUGAGUUCAUACUGACAGUCAACUUGGUCAACUACACCAACCCAACCGGACUGUGUGCUGAAUGUGCUGUUCCACUGAGUGAUGUAGCAAGUGCUGACAAGCUACCACCACCAGUGUGCUGUGAUGAUCUACCAUUCACAAAUAUCAACUGUGACAACACAGGAGAGGGGAGAUGUGACACCAGGUUCCGUUGGACCAUCAGACCAUUCGGUGCAUCAUUGGAGACAAGACCCAGUAUGGGGUACUUCUUCACAGACUGUGCAAUGUCCCCCAGCACUUGCCCACUCAGUGAAAUGAGCACAACAUUCGGUCAAGGUCCAGCAGCACUACUGGGAGUAACACCCAAUCCUCUACCUGUUUCAAGCAAAAAUCCAUGGACAGGGCGGAUUCAGUUCCAUAUAGAAGCUGUGGACAGUGGACUCCCGAACAUAAUAGACAGUCUGUUGAUUAACCUGGACAACCUCCAACUUGGAGCAGACUUAACAGAGGAGAUGACAUUCACUGGAUUCUACAACGUAUCUCACAUGAUCAUGAGUUUCAGAGUCAAAUGCUCUCCUGGUUUCUGUGGACCUCACUGUACUACCACACCUCAGAACAAUCCACGAGUGGCGACAUGUCAAACUGAUGGCACUCUAACAUGUACUGACAACCGAUUAGACCCUUCACCUCCUGUAGCCUGCCGCGACUGCCUCUACAACUAUGACCCAGUCUCCAAUUGCACAGCCUGUCUUCCUGGUUUCUGUGGACCUGACUGUACCACCACAUCUCAGAACAAUCCACGAGUGGCCGAAUGUCAAGCUAAUGGCACUCUAACUUGCUAUGACAACUUUGAGCCUACCACAAGCUGUACUAGGUGUGUGGAUAACUACGAUCUAACUACCAACUGCACGUCUUGUCUGUUUGGACGAAACAUAUCCACAAGAUGUACCACCUGUCUGCCUGGAUUCACUGGCAGUAACUGUGAACCUGAAUCUUCACUCGAUUUAGCACUGGUGGGUAGUGUCGCUGGAGGAGUGGGUGGAGCUUUCCUGCUCAUCAUCCUAUUAAUGGCUUUCACAGUCAGGAAAAAUAAAACAGUUCCAGAAGUCAUAGAAAUGAGUCGAAAUCUUGGGUACAGUAAGAACACAGUCGAAGUCACUGAAGUCACUGAAACACUAACCAUGAGCUAUGAAGUCAUGCAGUUACGCACAAACACACUCAACGAAGUGAACACUGAAGCUAACCACACCCAACAUUAUGAGCCUGUGUGCAUUGCAACCCCUCCUACUACCAUUGUUGAAAAUGAUUACCAUAUAUAUGAGGGUGAGGAUCUGGACCCAACACGAAAUGAGCAGCAACCAGAACCCGACUAUGUAGUCAUGCAAAGUGUACCGAAAGAAACAGCUUAGUUAUGUAACAGACAAAAGCACUUGUAUAAUUAUACUGUACUAUAUAAUCCAUUGUGAUUACUAUGGUAAUGAUCAUUGCUAUAUAUAAUUAUGCUGGGGUAUACACAUCAAAACAGCUACAUGCAUAUAUAUAGGAGGU